AUAUCAGCCUGUCUCCAACUCUGCGUGCAGACGUGCUCCUCGGCUCACCUUACCGCAACUUCCCUUUCUGCUGUCUCCAAUUCGGCCAGCCCUCUCACUUGUCCGACAUCCUUAAUUGAUUGCUGUUUCCCUAGUUGUUGGCCCUGGUGGUAUUUCUGCUGUGGUGGUGGUGGUGGUGGAAAUGGUGAUGCUUUGUCUCAUUCCAGCGCCAUGUCUGCAUGUCUGAAAGGCCCGAAAGAGACUCGUCGGCCAGCCGUCCUUUUCUUCUCUUGCGGAAGCUGA
Protopolystoma xenopodis is the source of this 282-nucleotide messenger RNA. The record is from the annotation of a GenBank genome assembly. NCBI's taxonomy places the organism in Eukaryota, Metazoa, Platyhelminthes, Monogenea, Polystomatidea, Polystomatidae.